Hydra vulgaris (swiftwater hydra) is the source of this 1265-nucleotide messenger RNA. Its product is annotated as muscarinic acetylcholine receptor M4. Lineage: Eukaryota; Metazoa; Cnidaria; Hydrozoa; Anthoathecata; Hydridae. Gene Ontology annotation, cellular component: dendrite; synapse; plasma membrane. Gene Ontology annotation, molecular function: G protein-coupled acetylcholine receptor activity; G protein-coupled serotonin receptor activity. The record is from RefSeq and is a predicted model, not a curated record. Gene Ontology annotation, biological process: G protein-coupled receptor signaling pathway, coupled to cyclic nucleotide second messenger; adenylate cyclase-inhibiting G protein-coupled acetylcholine receptor signaling pathway; chemical synaptic transmission.
AUAUUUACUUUAUUUUUAACAUUUAAAUCUUUCAUAGAUAACCCAUUUACAACAAAUUUAUAUUUAAAUCUGUUAUCAGCCAUGCUAUAUUCAGACGUAACUAGAGAUUUUGAAUCUAAAAGUUCUCACUUUAACAAUACUGAGUCAAGAAAUCAGAAUCUUCAAACUCCUUCGAACUGGUUGUUAAUAUCUUUAGCAGUAGCAGACACGUGGGUGGGUGCAGUUUCUAUCAACUUUUUUACAGUUUAUUUUGUCUAUGGAUAUUGGCCGAUGGAUCGACUUGUAUGUAACUUUUGGUUAUCAACAGAUUAUUGGUGCAGCCAUGCGAGUGUGAUAAACUUACUUGUUAUUUCAGUUGAUAGGUAUCUGAUGGUCAGAACUCCUUAUACUUAUAGGUUUAUGCGAAAUAGUGUUCGUCUAAAGUCUACUAUAUUUUUUGCAUGGUUUGUGUCAUUUAUACUUUCAGUACCUUGGAUAAUAUCAUAUCCAUAUAUAGUUGGUAAGCAAGAGGUUCCUCAUGAUAUGUGCUAUAUUCAGUUUCUUAAACAGAGUGUCUUUAUGACAAUUUUCACCGCUUUAUCGGCAUAUUAUAUUCCAUUAUUAAUUAUGUUUGUAAUGUAUUUUCGGAUAUAUACUUUUUUGCAAAAGCGUAAACAAACUGCUAACAAGCUAAGAUGCCCAAAUGUUUUAAACGAACCAGUUGCAAGUCCCUCUGGGCACGUGUCUGUUUUGCAAAAAAACAUUUCCUCUGUGGAAAAUGAUAAAAUGUUUUGUUUGACUUUUCAAGUCUUGCCAAAAAUUAAGUAUAAAAACCAUAACAAAGCAAAAAAAUUGUUAAUUUUAAUUAUCUUAGCAUUUUCGAUCACCUGGCUUCCUUAUCAUGUAUUUGCAGUUAUUUCGCCAUUUUGUAAAAAAUGUGUGACGGCUUCAUUAUGGAAAUUCGGCUAUUUGUCUUGUUACGUUAAUUCGCUCAUCAAUCCGUUUUGUUACGCAUUUGGAAAUCGAAAAUUUGCAGAAGCCAUUAAAUCUUUAUUUUUAAAAAAAAAAUGUUAAUUAUUGUGUGAACGAUUAAUGCAGAUCUUCAAUGUUUACUAGCUGUAAAAAUGUAUUAUUAUUGUUACCACGCGACAACUAUUAGUUAGUGACUUAGCUACAAUCAGCAAAACAAUUCAGCAAAAAAAACAAAAAAACAAUUCAGCAAAAAAAAAAAACGUUAAAGCUAACGCGUAUAUAUUGUUAUUAUUAUAAGUUAAUUAUUAUAAAAA